Dentiscutata heterogama is the source of this 1511-nucleotide messenger RNA. NCBI's taxonomy places the organism in Eukaryota, Fungi, Glomeromycota, Glomeromycetes, Diversisporales, Gigasporaceae. The record is from the annotation of a GenBank genome assembly.
GGUUCUUGGAAGAAUGCAACAUUAAAUCAUUCCGUGAUAAUAUUGGUAUUUAUCUCACUUCUCUCGAAACCAUCAUUAAAACUGAAAAUGGCAGAAGGCGCGAAAAAGCACAACAGUUAUACAAACACUCUUUGUCAUUCAAGUCUCCAAGUCGAGCCAUGAAGCCAGGUUCUCGACCCGAUCGCACAUUGGCACGGAAAUGGGAGUCCGAACAUGCACAUAAACAAGUUCAUUUCCAUCAGCCGACUUUUUUGGACUAUGGGUCUGUACAUGGUUCUAUACACGGGACUGUCAACGGGACUAUAACUGGUGGAUCAUUCAUUGUUGGAUCAAAAAGAGAAUAUGAAGAGGAUGAUUUUGUCGAGCCAAAUCAAAUAAAACGUACGAGAUCGGAGCGCCAACGAACUCCUGAAGAUCAGAUACGUCCGUCUUUCUUUCCUUUAAGAGUUGAGCAACAUGCAACAGCCACAUUAUUGAAUCAAAUUAAUACCAUACAGGAAUUAUGGGCACGACAACAAUCACAAAUUAAACCUCAAACAGUAUUAGUCGAUGUCGAGGAAUCAGUUUUAGAUGAUGCCGAGGAAUCGGUUUUAGAAGAUAAUUACUAUUUCAUUGAUAAAGAGGAAGUUAAGGGGUACGAUUUUACUGAGCAUGAGGAAAUGAGGAAUCUGAACUCCGAAAAUGUGUCAAUUCGGAAUACUUUGCUUGAAAUACUCUAUCAAUGCCGAUCCAAAGAUCUUGAAUCAGGCAAGACGGUUAUGAAUUCGAUUUUUUUGAACGGAAUAAUAGAUAUGACAGAUGCUGGUGUGAAGCAAAGUGUACGAUCUAAGUUGAAUAAAGAACAAAAAUCAUGGCUUGAUCGAAAACUAGAAAAGCAAGCUUGGGAUCAAACCACUGUGUUCAAGGAUUAUUGUAGUCAGUUCACAGAAGAUAAAUGCGAUCGAGUCCAAAUCCCCACUCUCGUGCGAAAGUCUUAUAUUGUGGGUUAUUGCUUAUGUGAAGUUAAUGAUUCAAUUAUGAAUAGUUCUGAACGUUUGGAAGCUCCAAUAAACCCCGAGUCAAAUGCAUCAAGCCUUGAAAGAACAUAUUCAAUUGAUACAACCAUAUAUAUCAUGAACAGACUCUUCAGAAUGCACCAAGAUGUGCUGGAUUGGAAUUGGAUGGAAAUACUCACUACAGUUACAAAGAACCGGAAGAUAGACGGUGUUUUGAAAGUUCUCAAGAUAAAAAAAGAAAACCAUCGGAUAAUAGGAAUUGCCGAAUUCUCGAGAGGUAUAAAAUCCCCCGAUACCAAAGAUGUUGAUGAUAAGGUAAAGCUUGGCCGUAAUGCCAUGCGAAUCUUAAACAAACUACUCGAUACUGUUCCGUAUGGAGAAAUUCGCAUACGAUACAUGGUACGACCACUUCCAUCGAUAUAUCUUGAUAAUGAAUUUGCGUGUAUCAAACUUCCGAACAGUUUUGAUGAUAUGGAUCAAUUUGCUAUGGAUAUGGCAAUUCUCAUGAACUUCCAG